AUGGUACUCCGACACCUUUCGCUCCUGACAUUGGUCAGCAACAUCGCACUCACGCAUGCCGGCGGACAUGCCGUUGCCAAUGGGCCAGGAUAUGGUCGAUCAAGUCGUACCACGACAUCGCCGACGCUUUAUUCCCCAUCCGCCAAGCGAACCACAUCUCCCGCACAAUGUCAAACGACGGUCACCGUCACCAAGUCGAAGACUGUCACCCCGGUCCACUCAAUUGCAUAUUCAAUCAAUGUAGCAAGCGAUGGCUCCUCUGUCGGAUUUGAGGUUGCUUAUAAUUAUCAAGUCGCUCGGUCGACGGUGUAUCCGUACACAACGACGGUGACCGCGGCCGCAAUGACCACUGUGACCGACACAACGACUUCAUAUCUCGCUACGGAAGUGAUUGAGACUGCUACCAUUACAGUCCCUACCCCAUCUGGCUGGGUCCCCAUCCAGGGUAGCCUCCCGAACGCGACCCGCCCAGCUCCCGGUGAAAUGACUACGACAACAACGGAGACCUUCGAUCCCAACAAUUUGAAACGUCAAGUCUCCACCUGCGAAAUUGUGACAAGCACCGUCUUCUCGAUCUCAACUCUGCCCGCCACGACCAUCACACCCCCAAGGACGCCCACGGGGAACCUAUACUCCUUCGAGACGCCGGUCACCUGCCUAGACGCGCACGAUCUCUCCAAGAUCUUCAGCGCCCUCGCUCAUCCCACGACGAUCACCGCCACAACGCCAUCCACAUUGACCUCAUUCCUCGCUGAGGCAACCACAACCCAGACCACCGUGAUCCAGUCCACGCAGACCCUGUACACCGACAAAUACAUCUACGACGCCUGCCGCGACCCCGCCAACUUCGCCGACCGGAUCACGGACGGCCCGGGGCCGCAGGACUACGUGCAAAUCACCAUCUCCAAGCCCGUGCGGGGCCUCGAGUUCGCGCGACUGGCCUACCCGUACGGGAAGGAAGGCUGCUGCGCGGCGGCGCAGGCGCUCCCGGGAGCGGCCUACUGGGUCUCCUACUACAGCGAGUGUUACGUGAAACUGAUCGAUGCGGAGAGCAGCUGCGUCCCCUCCGCGAAUAACUUCACGAUCGAUUACCUGCACUUGGACGAUUGGCCCGAGAAGUACUGGGCUGGAAAUGGGCCGUGUGGGGGGCUCACGGAUAAGAAGUUGUCUCCAAGUGCGGGGCUGGGGACUGGAUAG
This is a messenger RNA of Dissoconium aciculare CBS 342.82, 1197 nucleotides long. RefSeq lists its product as uncharacterized. The record is from RefSeq and is a predicted model, not a curated record. The transcript has a single exon. Bases 1 to 1197 code for a protein of 398 amino acids. NCBI's taxonomy places the organism in Eukaryota, Fungi, Ascomycota, Dothideomycetes, Mycosphaerellales, Dissoconiaceae.